UUCUCCCCAUCCAUUGCAUUGCAAAGAUGGUUGGAAUGGAGCAUUGAUGGAACGACAACAGGUUUAGGUUGCCAAAAUCAUGAAAUCAUUUUCAGUGUAUGAGCUGUCAGUCGUGUUUUUGCAAUAAGAUCUUUAUGAUCAUUGCAAAUUUAGUGUUUUAUAUGGACCUAUGAGGGAGCUAUAUAUUUGUUGCUUGCAGUGUAAGCUAGGCUAGUGCUAGCUUGUCAAAUAAAUGAAUCCCUUACUUCCGUGCAUCUGAUUGCCGUAGCUAGCUAGCUAGCAAGCUAAAUACCCAGCUUUUCAUUAUUUACUGUGCGUCCUAUCCAUCAUCAUGGCUAUCCCCCAGUUCCGCCUGUUUAAAUUAUGCACAUGCCUCGCUACCCUGCUCUCAUUCUUCAAGAGGCUGAUUUGCAGGUCAGGGAGGUUACGCAAGCUGAGUGGUGACCAGAUCACUCUUCCUACCACAGUGGACUUCUCAUCCGUACCCAAACAGCCGGAAAUAGAGGAGUGGAGCUCGUGGGACGAGGAUGGGCCCACCAGCAUCAAGAUCGAGGGCGGAAACGGCAACGGAGCUCCACCCUCACCCGACCAGGAGGAGGAGGAGCCGGACUACUUUAAAGACAUGACCCCCACCAUCAGGAAAACGCAAAAGAUCGUGCUGAAGAAGAGGGAGCCUCUGACCUACCUGGCUCCUGACGGCCCGGGGGGCUUCUCCAGCCGCCUGGCGGCCACUCAGGACACCUCCUUCAUCCAGCCCUCGUCUGAGCUGGGGGACAUGGACGCCUGGCAGGAGGACCCCAGCGCCUGGGAGGAGGAGUCAGACGCAGCCUGGGAGGCUGAGGAGGUCCUCAGGCAACAGAAGCUGGCAGACAGGGAGAAGCGUUCGCUGGAGCAGCAGAGGAAGAAGAUGGAGAAGGACGCUCAGAGGAUGAUGAGGAAGGAGCAGAAGAUGGCCGUCAAGCUGUCCUAACACAAAGGGAGUCACAAACACUGAAUAUGAACAUGUAAUACCUGCCGCCACCUCCCCCUCUUCAAAACGGGAUCUUCAUCGUCGUCAUCAUCGUCGAUCCUCGACUGUCAUUCACCUUGAACAGUACCAGCAACCAAGGGCAUCAUUGAGGCUGUGCAUUGCAGGGGUAACCACACUUGGGACUGCGGGCCCUCGCUGGCCCCUGGUUACCCUGACCCCCCCAUGGGCACAACGUUGAAAGCGCAGGCCCUGGAGGCUGGCCUCUCCCCUCUGGUCACCGUCAGCAGAGGCUGAAGUAGUUGAAGUAGACCCCCCCUCCCCCCUCAUCUGUCACCCAGACUAGGCUCACAUUUCUGUAAGUAGACGCUAGAUCUAGAAUACAAAGAACCGUUGACAUUUUUGCUUCCCAGGAUUAUGUAUAAAUAUACUUAAGCCCGCUGUAUGGAGCUGGUGGACUUGGAGGAGGUACGAUCUGUCUUAUUUGUCUGCUAGUAAACAAAAGAGGGUCAUUUAAUUCAGAAUACAUUUCAGUGGAUAAAUCUGUGACAUCCCUUUUUUUGCUUGAUCAUUGUGCUUUUUAUUUAAAUGUUCUUCUUCUUGGUUAAAAACACAUUUUCUCAGUGCUGUUGCUUGAUAUCCUCUGCAGCCCUGCCCUGAAUACUCUGGCGUUCAGAGGAAAGGCAGGGGGAGAUUCUGAACAUGUGAAAUUAAACCAAUCCCAGGGUUCUGAUAAUAAAGUUCAGCCUUACCUAAGAGUUAGCUACGGGUUCCUAUGGUAACCUUGUGGCUGGUGACGCACCAGAUUCCAUCCUUUUUCUUCUGU
Messenger RNA from Osmerus eperlanus (European smelt), 1793 nucleotides. It is a transcript of the gene ebag9, whose product is annotated as estrogen receptor binding site associated antigen 9. Bases 332 to 970 code for a protein of 212 amino acids. The transcript has 7 exons. Gene Ontology annotation, cellular component: secretory granule. The record is from RefSeq and is a predicted model, not a curated record. Lineage: Eukaryota; Metazoa; Chordata; Actinopteri; Osmeriformes; Osmeridae.